This is a messenger RNA of Salvelinus sp. IW2-2015, 1556 nucleotides long. Lineage: Eukaryota; Metazoa; Chordata; Actinopteri; Salmoniformes; Salmonidae. The record is from RefSeq and is a predicted model, not a curated record.
AUGGAUCUGCAGAAAGACAUGGUUGUGAUGCUGCUGUCCAUGCUGGAAGGCAACGUGGUUAACGGAACCAUCGGGAAGCAGAUGGUAGACAUGUUAGUCGAGUCCUCCAACAACGUGGAGAUGAUCCUCAAGUUCUUCGACAUGUUCCUUAAACUCAAAGACCUGACGUCGUCCGACGCAUUCAAGGCUAAGAGCCCUUCAGAGGAAGGGACUGAGGAAACCAAGGAGGCCAAGUCAGAGCCGGAGAAAGCAGAGUAUGGACUGGAUGGAGAGAAGCAGGAGGAGGAGGAGAGGAGGAAGGAGGAGGAGAGGAGGAAGGAGGAGAGGAGACAGGAGGAGAAGAAGAGGAAGGAGGAGAAGCCGAAAGCUAAAGUGAGACAGCAGCACACCUCCAAGUCUGAUGAGCAUGACAUGCAGGAGUCUGCCUUCUAGAAAAUCAUCGCCUAUCAGAGGAAGCUGCUGAACUAUUUUGCUCGGAACUUCUACAACAUGAGAAUGCUGGCGUUGUUUGUGGCCUUCGCCAUCAACUUCAUCCUCCUCUUCUACAAGGUGUCCUCCUCCUCAGCGGUGAUGCCUGAAAGCAGAAGGCCCCGGGCAGGCAGCAGUGUGCGGUGGGACCCCGUGACGGAGGGUAGUGACACCCAGGAGCCUCAAACCCCCCAGCAGGAACCUGUGUUUGUCCACUUUGUGCUGGAGGAGAGCACCGGAUACAUGGAGCCCACCCUGCGUAUCCUGGCCAUCCUACACACUGUCAUCUCCUUCUGCUGCAUCAUAGGUUACUACUGCCUUAAGGUCCCGUUGGUGAUCUUCAAGCGUGAGAAGGAGGUGGCGAGGAAGCUGGAGUUUGACGGUCUCUACAUCACAGAGCAGCCGUCGGAGGAUGACAUUAAAGGCCAGUGGGACCGACUAGUGAUUAACACUGGCCAAACAACUACUGGGAUAAGUUUGUGAAGAGGAAGGUGAUGGAUAAGUAUGGAGAGUUCUACGGCCAUGACCGCAUCAGUGAGCUGCUGGGUAUGGACAAGGCUGCUCUGGACUUCAGUGACGCCCACGAGAAGAAGAAACCCAAGAAGGACAGCUCGUUAGCCGCAGUAUUAAACUCUGUUGAUGUGAAGUACCAGAUCUGGAAACUAGGAGUCGUCUUCACAGACAAUUCGUUCCUGUACCUGGCUUGGUAUAUGACCAUGUCCAUCCUGGGUCACUAUAACAACUUCUUCUUUGCUGCUCAUCUCCUGGAUAUCGCCAUGGGCUUCAAGACCCUCCGCACCAUCCUGUCUUCUGUCACGCACAACGGCAAACAGCUGGUUCUGACAGUAGGACUACUGGCUGGUGGUGGUGUAUUCUACACCCGUGGGGUUGGGCGUCAAUUCUUCAGGAAGUUCUACAAUAGGGGGAAGAUGGGAGAGACAACGGACAUGAAGUGUGAUGACAUGCUCACAUCUUGCCAAAACAGCCAACCCCCUCACCUGGAUGAUGGCCAGGAGGAUGACGAUGACGAAGAAGAGAAGGUGAUGUCAAAGAUGAUCCUGCUAGAUCUCAUACUCAUCACCAGCUGA